AAAUGUAAUCCAAAAUAUUCAGAAUCCGAAACACAUGCAAGCUUUUGGUUCAAAAUUAUUGAAGAAAGAGAUUUAUACGAAAAAUAUACUUCAUUUCUUAAAAAUAUCGAAAUCGAAAAAAUACAAGAUUACAUCAACGAAGGAGUUUGUGAAUUGAAAGUUCAGUCUCUUCAUGAUAAGGUUGUCAAUAAUUGUAACUAUUUGAAUACUGGGUUAUUAUGGAUUGUUGAAACUCCAGCCGAUAUUCGUAACGAUAUUAUGCAAGAAUUUGUUAAAAAUUACAAAACUU
This is a messenger RNA of Racocetra persica, 289 nucleotides long. The record is from the annotation of a GenBank genome assembly. NCBI's taxonomy places the organism in Eukaryota, Fungi, Glomeromycota, Glomeromycetes, Diversisporales, Gigasporaceae.